Molecule: messenger RNA, 2325 nt
Organism: Acytostelium subglobosum LB1
Lineage: Eukaryota; Evosea; Eumycetozoa; Acytosteliales; Acytosteliaceae
Exons: 4
Biological process (GO): mRNA 3'-end processing by stem-loop binding and cleavage
Cellular component (GO): mRNA cleavage and polyadenylation specificity factor complex
Molecular function (GO): RNA endonuclease activity; 5'-3' exonuclease activity; RNA binding
Source: RefSeq, a predicted model, not a curated record
GAUAGACAGAGGAUGGAUACACAUCACGGUCACCAACACCACUUGAAUGCGAAUAAUAAGAGACCGGUUAGAGGAGGUACUGAGAAGGAUGACUUGUUGGAGAUCAUGCCAAUUGGUGCAGGCAAUGAAGUAGGCAGAUCUUGUGUACUAAUGAAGUACAAGGGCAAAACCAUCAUGUUUGAUUGUGGUGUACAUCCUGCCUUCUCAGGCAUGUCAUCACUACCCUACUUUGAUUCAAUCGACAACCCAUCAGAGAUCGACUUGCUACUCGUCACUCACUUCCAUCUAGAUCAUGCAGCAGCAGUACCUUAUAUUGUGGAGAAGACAGACUUUGAGGGCAAGAUAUAUAUGACACCGCCAACAAAGUCAAUCUACAAGAUAUUGAUGAGUGAUUAUGUAAAGGUCAGCAGUAUGUCUGAGGAGAUACCAUAUAAUGAGGCCGACCUCAAGCGUAGCUCAGACAAGAUUCAACAUAUCAAGUAUCACGAGAAGCUCGAACACAAUGGAAUCAGGUUCUCUUGCUAUAAUGCCGGCCACGUGCUAGGCGCGGCCAUGUUCCUCGUGGAGAUUGCCGGCACAAAGAUAUUGUACACAGGAGACUUCUCGCGACAGGAGGACCGACAUCUGAUGGGUGCCGAGACGCCCCCGGUCAACGUGGACGUACUGAUCAUCGAGAGCACAUACGGCGUGCAAGUGCACGAGCCGCGACUAGAGCGAGAGCGAAGAUUCACCUCCUCCAUACAUGAUGUCGUCAAACGUGGUGGUCGAUGUCUGAUACCAGUGUUUGCUCUUGGCAGAGCUCAAGAGUUGUUGCUCAUUCUCGAUGAAUACUGGAUAGCACAUCCCGAACUCCAAAGGAUACCUAUCUACUACGCCAGUGCCCUGGCCAAGAAGUGCAUGUCCACAUAUCAAUUCUCAAUCAACAUGAUGAAUGAGAGAAUCAGAGCUCAGUUCGAUGUAUCCAAUCCAUUCGAGUUUAAAUACAUCCAGAAUAUCAAGGGCAUUGAGAAGUUUGAGGACAAUGGACCUUGUGUGUUCAUGGCCAGUCCUGGUAUGCUUCAGAGUGGUCUGUCCAGACAGCUGUUUGAACGAUGGUGCUCAGACAAGAGGAAUGGAGUUGUUAUCCCAGGUUACAACGUCGAGGGUACACUGGCCAAACACAUCAUGACUGAGCCCAAGGAGAUCACACGACUGGAUGGUGUCAAUAUCCCACUCAACCUGUCAGUUACAUAUGUGUCGUUCAGCGCUCACUCUGACUUCUUGCAGACGUCCGAGUUCAUCCAGGACAUCCAUCCACCUCACAUCGUGCUGGUGCACGGCGACGCCAACGAGAUGUCCAGACUGAAGCACUCACUCGUCGCCAAGUUCAAGACGAUCAAUAUCAUGACACCCAAGAACUCGCAGAACGUUCAGAUGGAGUUCAAGGCCGAGAAGGUGGCCAAGAUGCUGGGCGCCAUCGCCUCCAAGACACCCAGACACAACACCACCAUCUCUGGUCUGUUGGUCACCAAGGACUUUACACAUCACAUCAUUGCGCCAUCCGAUCUGCACAACUACACCAACCUCAAGACCAACAUAAUCAAACAGAAACAAUCAGUUCCAUUCGGCCAGAAGUACCUACUCCUAUGCAACACCCUUGAACAACUCUAUGACGAGAUCGAAGAGACCAAGACAUCGGAUGACAGGCCAAUCAUAAAGAUAUACGACUCGAUAACACUCACUUAUAAUACAGGAUCACAUGUUACAAUUGAAUGGGAUUCGAAUCCCGUCACGGACAUGGUGGCAGACUCGAUCGUUGCGAUGAUCAUGCAGAUUGAAUCAAAUCCAUUCAGUCUUAGAGUACGAUCCAGUUCAAAGAAUGACGAUGAGAUGAUGAGCGAUAGCAAUGGAAAGACAGAAGACAUCAUGGUGAAGAAAGAAGAGGAAGAAGAGAAUGAUGAGGAUAUUGAGGAUGUUGUGGUGAUGACCAAGUCAAGGAAACAGAGCCAACGAUUGACAUUGCGCGAAGAUGUUAAAUCAUUGCUGGCGCAACAAUUUGGCGCACCAAGGCCUGACGAAGACGACCCACUGCUUCUGCACCUCAAUAUUGACGAUCAACUGGCGAGCGUACAUCUGGAAACUCUGGAAGUCAAAUCAGAGCAUCCCGAGUUCAAGACCAAGCUUGAGAAGGCAAUCCAAAGGAUAACAUUGGCUGUGCAUCCAAUACCAUUUUCAAUCAAAUCCGCCGAGUCCUCCUCCAGUCCCGACGAAUCAUCGUCAUCCAACCAAGAUUCCAUGUCAACAGAAUCAAGUGCAUCUAUUAGUGGAUCAAUAAAGGUUGAGUCC